AUGUCAGCUCUCGUGGCGAUUUCGACCCGUACGCAGGGGUCUUAUGAGAAGAGACAGAGCAGACGGGGACGACCGUUCAGGGUUCGUCAGCUAAACGAACCCUGGGCCGGGACGUGCACCCCUGCCGGACUGGUCGUUAAGUCCAGUCUCCACCUGACGGGUUUCGGAUUCCUGGCCCGAGUUAAUCCCGAGAUCUCCCCUGCCGGGGACCACGCUGUCAGUCCUGCCCGUCUCGGUAAGAAUUUUCCAAAAUACACGUGCGUCCUGAGCAAGAUCGCACAAACCGUGCACUUAGAUCAUAGCAGGGUCAGUAAUGGCUUGAGGCCUGGUCGGCCCUCGAGCAACCCCGAAGGCUGAGACGAUGCCAUCCAAGACAGCCCUAUGGACACCUACUGCUUCAGAACCUUCACGGCGAAGAGGGAGGCUGCAGAUGGCACCAUAAUCGGGCCGCGUGCAGUAGCCAAGACGGCGAAUGGAGGAUCAAAUGACUGUCACUGCAACAGCGCCUCCCCCACGACGGAAUCAAUAGAAAUCACACCACAUGAGCCAGUCCUCCUAAGGCUCUGGCCAAGUGCUGUGACCGGAGGAAAGUUGCACGUCCCGAAUUAUCCCGCCACAGAGGCAUGCAUAGCCGACAUCCCGAAGAUUGGGCAAGCUGUCGACCAACUUUCGUAGGCCACAAUUGUGCUGGUUUGUGGAGGAACUUAUCGAAGACCGAAGCACACUCGCCAACCCGUCGUCUGCACUUCUUCGUUUAAAAGCGUCGACCUGGGAUAGUUGAGGGCUUCAAAAAUGAGCACAGCUGCGUACGGUAGCUGGCGAGCUACCUCUACUACUACUACCACUACUACUACUAUUACUACUACUACUACUACUACUACUACUACUACUACUACUACUACUACUACUACUACUACUACUACUACUACUACUACUACUACUACUACUACUACUACUACUACUACUACAACUACUACUACUACUACUACUACUACUACUACUACUACUACUACUACUACUACUACUAUUACUACUACUACUAUCACUGCCACCGCAACCACCAUCAAUACCACCACUACUACCGCUAA
Messenger RNA from Spirometra erinaceieuropaei, 1088 nucleotides. NCBI's taxonomy places the organism in Eukaryota, Metazoa, Platyhelminthes, Cestoda, Diphyllobothriidea, Diphyllobothriidae. The record is from the annotation of a GenBank genome assembly.